Anguilla rostrata (American eel) is the source of this 3117-nucleotide messenger RNA. RefSeq lists its product as uncharacterized. The transcript is spliced from 11 exons. NCBI's taxonomy places the organism in Eukaryota, Metazoa, Chordata, Actinopteri, Anguilliformes, Anguillidae. Bases 1 to 1635 code for a protein of 544 amino acids. The record is from RefSeq and is a predicted model, not a curated record.
AUGGUACACCUGUCACGCCCGCUAUCGGUACACGCUCGAAAUCGCUGUCGCCCAUCCAAUCGGGUACAGCGCUCUUUGAAAUGUGCUGUCACCCAUCCAAUCAGCGGCACAGUGACAGUGUGGGACCAGCGCGGGGGCGUGGCUUACGACCCCAGCGGGGCAGUGACUCGGGAGUGGACCUGGUCCCCCGACGCCAGGCAGAACAAGCCGAUCGCGGUCGAGGUGACGGAGCUGAUCUCGGUGCGGGCUUGGAGUGUGACCUCGGCUUUUCUCCGGUUCAGAGCUGACCAGGAGAGGAUCCAGCUGCCAGUCUCAUCUCUGCCAAGCGCGGCUCCUCCCACAAACCUGGAGGAAGUGAGGUCAUCGGGCGCGGCCCUGGAGCCGAGCCCCGAGGAGGCGGAGCCGGGGAGAAGGGGGCGGGCAGACCAGGACCUGAGGAGGCUCCAGCGAACAGUCCGGAACAUUCUGGAGGACUGGCUGGAGCACUAUCGACAGGCCACGGGGAUCGGCCGUCCGGCUGCGCUCAAAGCGAAGGACAGGCCAGCUCGCUCCGCCCACGGCAAGCGCAAGGGCCAAUCGGCUGCCCCGCCCGCCCUGGGCCCGGUGGAGCCGGAGGAGGCCGGCCCCGUCCAGCCACCAGGGGGCAGCGCAGAGCAGCUCGCCACGGCCAGGAUGGAGAGCUCCGCUCGCAGACAGGACAAAGAGCAGCUGCUGCACGUCGCUGAGACCGGAGUGCUGAGAGUCCACAGCAACGUCAGGCUGGAUCCUGUGGCCUUCCUGAGGGGCCCAGAGACGGGCCGUCCUGCCGCGGCGCCCCCCAGCCCCUGUCCCGUUGUGACGCGGGCCGCCCUGCAGGGGCAGGAGGGGCAGCAGCAGUGCCGCUGCAGUAACAGGAGGAUGCCCCUGCUGACGGACCUGGAGUACGACGCCUUCGUGGGGGGCCAGCCGUCCCACGCCGAGCAGGUCCUGGUGGUGUGUGUCACUCCCGUGGCCCCGCCCACCGGGGACGCCCUGGACCUGCUGUACAGGGCCAAGAACAAGAACAGGAGCAUGCCCUGCACACAGUGUCACCUGGACUCCUUCCGUCUGGUGAGGUACGAGCUUCCCACAGCCGACUCCCCCUCCGCUACCCACAAUGCCUUGCUGCAGCAGAGAAACAACGUCGCCCCGGGGAUGUUCCUGAUGUACGCGGGAGGCAGGCUGCUGUUCGCGGACCACAUCUUCAACGGGUACAGCUGCUCCGCCUGGGACCUGCACAAGCAGAUCGCCAAAACACGGGAGGCCCACCGCCGCGGACUGAGCCUGCCCUCCGACUUCCGCUUCAGUCCUCCAGAGGGGGCGCUCAUGGAGGAGGGGGGCUCCACCACCACCCCCCAGGGACCGAGAGGAAAAAGCGCCAAGGGGGCCGAGCGCCGUACCCCUCAAACACUCCUCCUGUCCCGGAAAAGGAUCCCCCAAACCUAUGACAGGGCACCAGCAGCUCAGGAUUCAGCCGCUUCUCUCACCCUGAGGAGGAGCCUGCAGCAGCAGGCCAAGAGGACGCUCCCAGUCACCUUCCCCAUCUUACCCACAGGGCAGAGCCCACAGAGGGCCGGACCCCGAACUUUAGCCCCAGGCUGCGUCUCCGGCCUCUGAGCCUAAUACCCUUCCCAAUAACCCCCUCACCCCUCUGUACCCCAGAAUAACAGCCAGGUUUUGGGCUCCUUGGGUAACAGGCCUGGUGGCUGAAUGAAAGGGAACACAGCUGUUUUUUAAACGGUAGUUUAUUUCCCAAAUCAAAUGUAAGAAUAACGAUCGAGAGGGGGGCGGAAAAAUGUGAAUCAAAGGACAAGGCCAUCGUGGUGCGGCUGAGGCACAAGGCGCGCCGUGAUUGGCGCUCCCGAGAAUGAUUGGCAGUUUCCAAAAAAACCAAUCGAAUUUGCGGUACACAAAUGGGCGUGACAGGGAAGGAACCGCGAGGUGUGCGCAGCUACAAAAGACAUCAUUUCUGAUGGCUCGUUCCCUCGUCCUCCUCACGCGGAGACGAAACGAACGAUCGACGACAGUUUCACGACUGAAAAGAUUUCGUGCGUCUGCGUGAAAAAAGCUCUCACGAUUGAACCAAAAAAAAAAAAGCGGCGUUCAGUCUCAUUUCUUCCUGUUCUUCUCUGCGCGUAAAUAAAGUAACAGACUUCGUUAAAACACUUUUGGUCACAGUUACAAGAAUUACGGGCCGGUACAGACGUCAGGAAUCCGUGACGUCGCCCAUCGCCAUGGAAACGGGCGUGACUCAGGCCGUCACGCUGGCAGUCGGCGUUUGCCGCGUCUCUGAAGUUCCGGCUUCCUCAAAAGCCGACUUUUUUUUUUUUUUUUUUUCCAUUGAGAAAUCUUCCGCAUGCCCACGAAGCAUUUGCCGGACGCCAACAAAAGAGAAAAAAGAGAAAUGGCCUGGGUAACGAGGCGCUCGAAAUAAACUUCCCAUCCUGCAGAAGUGUUUUUUUUUUUUUAAAGAGAAGAGGAUGCAGAGGUGCAAUACCGACGCUAAGAAUAGCAUUCCUCCGCUCCAGCUGGCGGGGAAAACCCGCGACGCUCGCCGCUUGACGUGAAGCCUGUUCCUGUGGCUUGGGGGGCAAGCCAGGCAGGAAGCGCUUGGCUCACAGUUACAGUGCAUUGUGGGAACUUAAAGUGCUAGCCGGGACACAGUCGAUUGACAAUUUCGAGAUUUGUCAGAGAUAAAAAAUAAAUAUUUGCUUAUUUUUAUUUUUUACAAAUAAGCGUUCAGAAAGACUUAUCUCAGGUCAGAUACGGUUGAGGUCAGGGUCUUGCAAGAGCAGCAGGUAGAGAUGCCCUGGGGAGGAGUUCAAUACAUUCGCCUGCCUUUGAGGUUUUACAUUCCCAUUGGCUGGUCUUUGGGAGGGAGGAGCCAAGGGUUCUGCGCUGGGGUUAAAUCCUCCAUCUUCGGUCCUCCUUCCUCCCUUCAUCCUCACAGUGUGUACGCUAAGCUCCUGUCCUUCAGCUUAACAUAACCAGCCUCCUCACCGUGUGCGUUCAGCUUCUGCCCUCCGACUCAACACGACCGGCAUCCUCACACGGGGUGCGCCAGCUCCUUCUGUCCUUCAACCCAUUACGAAGUGUAGU